CGGAGUUCCUAUAUAAAACCCCCAUGAAUCUCUCCACCAAAUAAGAAAAAAACCACAAAAAAAAAAAUGGCGAAGCUUUUAAAGCAAAAGCUCUCGAAGAUUCUCCCAUCCUUCCAAACAUGCCGCAACGACGACGGUGACUUCCCCAUCGCCGUCACCGCCGCCCGAGCUCCGGCCAUCGUCUCCGUCGCCUGCGGCUGCCGCCCUUCCCCUUCUCGCCGCAACCCCUUCGUCGCCAUCGACACCGAUGCCGAGCUCUCCCGCGCCCGUGAAACCCCCGCCUAUCUCUGGCGCCCCGAUUCCCUCUCCCUCCCCCUCCCCUCCUCGCCGCAAGAUCGAUUCUCGCCGAAACCCUAACCCUAAUCCCCGUCCCAGCUCCUCCUCCGGCGAUAGCGGCUGGUUCUCUAGCGAUGAUGAGAUUUACACCGAUCUCUUCAACCAAACCUCUUCUCUCACACUUAACAAUUGCGAUGAUGAAGACGAUGACGAUGAUGAUGAUGAUGAUGAUGAUGAGACUGAAACCCUAAUUUCCUCCUCCUUCACCGACUCAUCGGACGCCAUUAAUCUCAGGAUGGAGGUGGAGAAAUUGACGGUCAAAGAGAGCUUCGCCGUGGUGAAGAGAUCCGACGAUCCGUACUCCGAUUUCCGGCGAUCCAUGGCGGAGAUGAUUGUGGAGAAGGAGCUAUACGAGCCUCGCGAUCUGGAGGAGCUCUUGCAUUGCCUUCUCUCUCUCAACUCUCGCCAUCACCACCGCGCCAUCAUCUCCGCCUUCUCCGAGAUCUGGGACUCUCUCUUUCCGGCCACCACCGCCGCCGCCGGCGAGCAAUGAACGACGUUGAGAUUGAAAGAGUCCUUAUGUUGCAAGUUUCAGUCUGUGUACAGCUUUCGGUACGCAAUGAAAUGUUCAUAGUUUUGCGUGUGCAUGGUUGUACUUAACACUAUAUAUAUUAUUUAUUUAUUUGUAUUAGUGAAUUACAUGAUGUG
Dioscorea cayenensis subsp. rotundata (Guinea yam) is the source of this 984-nucleotide messenger RNA. RefSeq names its product transcription repressor OFP8-like. Gene Ontology annotation, biological process: negative regulation of DNA-templated transcription. The record is from RefSeq and is a predicted model, not a curated record. The transcript is spliced from 2 exons. Lineage: Eukaryota; Viridiplantae; Streptophyta; Magnoliopsida; Dioscoreales; Dioscoreaceae. The coding region runs from base 248 to 829 and encodes 193 amino acids.